CCCACGCUUAUAACGCCACAACCACUCCACACACAGCAAGAGCCGAGAGAGAGAGAUUUGUUUAGAUUGGUAGAGUCUCUCUCUUGCAUUUCCCCUUUUAAAUUUCUAGGGUUUGGGGGUCUUUUGCUUUGUGGGUCUCUAGGCAGUGGUGAAGAAGAUGAGUAGCGAGAGAAUGACAGGGAAGGUCAAGUGGUUCAGCGACCAGAAGGGUUUUGGCUUCAUAACCCCUGACGAUGGUAGUGAAGAUCUCUUUGUUCAUCAGUCUUCAAUACGUACCGAUGGCUUUCGCAGCCUUGCAGAAGGUGAGGAUGUCGAGUUCCAGAUCGAGCAAUCUGAUGAUGGACGUACCAAAGCGGUAGAAGUCACUGGCCCCAAUGGUAACCCUGUUCAGGGAUCUCGCGGCGGAGGUAGUGGUGGUGGUGGUGGUGGUGGUGGAAGAGGUAGCCGCAGCGGAGGAUAUGGCGGAGGUGGGUAUGGUGGUGGUGGGGGAUAUGGUGGAGGUAGAGGUGGAAGGUCUGGAGGAGGUUAUGGGUCUGGUGGCGGCGGUGGUGGUUAUGGGUCUGGUGGCGGCGGUGGUGGCGGCUGCUUUUCUUGUGGAGAGAUAGGGCACAUGGCGAGGGAUUGUCCGCAGGGUGGAGGCGGUGGAGGGAGGUAUGGUGGUGGCAGUGGUGGAGGGGGAGGGAACUGUUAUAACUGUGGAGGAUCUGGUCAUUUUGCCAGGGAAUGCCCAAAUAGUGGCCGCUGAUCGGAGCUUAAAAGGUUGAAUAUGUAGAAUGUGUUUGAUCACAUUUUGUUUGCUCUCCUUCUUUCUUUGGCUGUUGGGUACUCUUUUUAGGUUGUUUGUUGUUGAUGAUCCAUAUUGUUUGGCAAAUGGGUUGUCUUGUUUAUCCAGUAUGCAUUAUGUUUGGCUUUCAUAGGCUUUUGGUGUUUUAGGUUUUCAGUCCUUUCAAGGAUAUGAUGAUCUUCUCUUUGUUUUCUUUUUCUUUUUUGGCUGGCUUAUUAUUAGAUUUUCAAAUCGGUAUGAUGCUGAUAGUUCUAUGUAGAGGGGCAGUAGAGAGGAUGAUGAUAUAGUGCAGAAAAAUUCAAGAAGUUCAAAUCGUAAGCUCUCACUGUUAUGAAAGAUGUUUAUACACAAUAUAUGAAUAUACAUGCUGGUUUGGUCA
Messenger RNA from Hevea brasiliensis (rubber tree), 1163 nucleotides. Its product is annotated as glycine-rich protein 2. The record is from RefSeq and is a predicted model, not a curated record. Gene Ontology annotation, molecular function: nucleic acid binding; zinc ion binding. Lineage: Eukaryota; Viridiplantae; Streptophyta; Magnoliopsida; Malpighiales; Euphorbiaceae. The transcript has a single exon. The coding region runs from base 158 to 745 and encodes 195 amino acids.